Molecule: messenger RNA, 2402 nt
Organism: Gasterosteus aculeatus aculeatus (three-spined stickleback)
Lineage: Eukaryota; Metazoa; Chordata; Actinopteri; Perciformes; Gasterosteidae
Biological process (GO): regulation of transcription by RNA polymerase II
Cellular component (GO): nucleus
Molecular function (GO): RNA polymerase II transcription regulatory region sequence-specific DNA binding; DNA-binding transcription factor activity, RNA polymerase II-specific
Source: RefSeq, a predicted model, not a curated record
GUCGUCGCGUUUUAACUUCCGGUUUUGCAUCGCCAAAACAGCAGUUAGCCGUUAGCUUUUCCUGAUAGCCUCCUCUUAGUGUGUAAAGAAAGGAAGAAGACGCGUGAGAAGAAGUAUGGCCUCGCCCCCCCCCCUCUCCUCCCUGCGCCUCCUGCUCCCUCCGCUCCGCCUCCUGACGGCGGCAAUGUGGCAGGUCGCUCGACUACAGAGCGUGAGGCAUUAUGGGAUGCUGCAGGACUUUGUUGCCCUGGUAACCGAGGCGGUCCCGCAGCUGCUAACUGACAGACAGAGGAGUCUGCUGCUGCUGGCCCUGAGGGCCAAGGUGAGUCUCUGUGACCCUCAGGAUCGACACCUGGAGAGAGUCCACUCUGUUUCUAUGGCAACGGUGAAUGACACGUGUUCUGCUCUGGUGAAUCUGAGUCCACAGGACAGGCUACGACUCCUCCAGGAGGUCUUCCACCACGGCUUUGACUCCGCCCUCCAGUCCCUCAUCUCUGACUUCCUGUCCAGGAUCGACCAGCUGUUUCCUGUUCCAGACUUCAAACAGGCGGCGUCCUGGCUCGACGCUGCCCCCGGGGGUCUGGAGGAGUGUCUGCAGGAGGCGGACCGUGAGGAGCUGAAGGAACUGCUGACCAAUCAGAGCUGUCUGCUGGGUUGCGCAACCACCUCAGUGGGUCACGACGCAGAGGAGGUCCUCCACUCAGCUUGGUCGCACUCCCUCGUCAGCCAACCGACCAAUCCUGACCCGCCUCUCAGCGACACAGAGGUCCAAUCAGAUAAUGCGCCUCUGGUGGAGCCGGGGAGAGAGGAGGUGGUGGUGAUUGCGGCCGAGGAAGAACAUAAGGAAGUGGAGGAGGCUGUCGUCGGGUGGGCUCCAAUGGAACAGGAGGCGUCCAAUCAAAGCCCAGAAGUGGGCGGCAACGAUUGUCCCAUAACACCUUGUUUGGAAGACAGGUUAAAUGACUCACAUGGAGACUUUGUGGACCAAUCAGAGGACACUGCUAACCAAUCAGAGCAAGGCUGCUCUGAGGUCACCGCUAAUGCGCUGUUCAGUAUUUCCCACAAUUCACAGAGGGUCGCCCACAAAUGUCCUCAUUGUGGGAAAUGUUUCAUCUACCGUUCCCAGGUGAUCCGUCACCUGCGGACCAAUAAGUCCUGCCGGUCGGCCCUUUCUUCCAUGUCUGCCACCCGAGCCUCGAACCGGCAGAGUUUACCUGAUGAAGAGCCCCGCCUCCCAGUGCCCCGCCCCCCACAGCCCCGCCUCCCAAGGACCCACUGCUGCUUUCAAUGCAAUGCCACCUUCAGGACCAAAGCCGAGCUGCUGUCCCACCAGCGCAUUCACCGGGCUCGACCCGUCUACCAGUGCUCCCAGUGCGACAGGGAGUUCCACCACCUGUCCAGCCUGACAAAUCACAAGCAGACGCACCUGGACCGGGGUGGCAUCGCCUGCAGCCGCUGCGACAAGCUGUUUGAGUCAGCCAAAGAGAGAGACGCCCACCAGCUGCAGCACCAGCUGCCGGACCUCACCUGCACGGUGUGCAACCAGACCUUCAGCUCCCAGACCCGGCUGCUGCGACACCUGCAGACUCACUCUGUGGAGGGAGCCGAGCCCUGCUACAACUGCCGCUUCUGUGAGCAGAGCUUCUCAGGUGUGACCCAGCUCCGCAUCCACCAGCGAACGCACACCUUCCGCUCCUACCAGUGUGACCAGUGCAGCAAGACCUAUGGCUCCCUGGCCGGCCUCCACUCCCACCGGGCCGGCCACACCGCCGAGAGCCGCUUCCUGUGCCCGCAGUGUGGCAAACGCUUCAAGACGCGCGAUGGGCUGGAGGGUCAUCUGAGAACGCACAGUGGUGAGCGGCCCUACCGCUGCCCCUACUGCCCCAAGGACUUCACCGCGCUGGCCGGCCUCAAUGUGCAUGUGCGCCGUCACACUGGGGAGCGGCCGUACGUGUGCACGGUGUGUGGCAAGGGGUGGCCGUCCGGGGGCGACCUGCAGAAGCACAUGAGGAUACACACCGGAGAGCGGCCCUACGUCUGCCUGGAGUGUGGCAAGGGCUUCUCCAUUUCCUGUCACCUGACCGAGCACCGUCGGAUCCACACCGGAGAGAAGCCCUUCUCCUGCCCGGACUGUGGGAAGUGCCUGAGGAGGAAGUUCGACCUGAAGAAGCACAUGUUGUCCCACAGCAACGUCCGUCCUCACGGCUGCGUCUUUUGUCCCAAAAGCUACACCCGUAAGACUCAUCUGAACCGCCACCUGCUGACCCACCGGGCGCCAGGCGGCCAGGUGGCGGAGGAGGUGGCGGAGGACGCUUGAGUUCUCUGCGGUUGUCAGUGUCACCAGUGUCCCUCGUGUUGGUUCCUGUGUAUCUUUGCUCUCACUCUAUAAAAGCUCUCUCGUG